Messenger RNA from Solanum pennellii, 939 nucleotides. RefSeq lists its product as uncharacterized. Lineage: Eukaryota; Viridiplantae; Streptophyta; Magnoliopsida; Solanales; Solanaceae. The coding region runs from base 1 to 939 and encodes 312 amino acids. The transcript is spliced from 4 exons. Gene Ontology annotation, molecular function: nucleic acid binding; zinc ion binding. The record is from RefSeq and is a predicted model, not a curated record.
AUGGCCCCAUUUGACGCGCUGUAUGGCAGAAGGUGUAGAUCUCCGAUUGGUUGGUUUAAUUCGGCGGAGAUGGACUCUUUGGAUACAGAUUUGCUUAGAGGUGCUAUGGAGCAAGUUUGUAUGAUUCAGUAUAGACUAUUGACAGCUCAAAGUCGACAGAAGGGUUAUGCAGAUUUGAGAGUUAGAACCUUAGUGUUUAUGGAGGUGGACAAUCUUACAAAACUAGAGUUCACUGCCCUCCAAAGUUCGGGCAGGAACUACCUCUCAUGGGUGUUGGAUGCUGAAAUCCACCUUGAUGCAAUGGGUCUUGGAGACACCAAAAAAGAAGAAAAUAAGGCAUCAAAUCAAAACUGUGCACGAGCAAUGAUAUUCUUGCGUCAUCAUCUUGACGAGAUUCUGAAAAUCGAAUAUCUGACAGUUAAGGAUCCACUUGUUUUGUGGAAAAACCUAAAAGAAAAAUUUGACCACUUGAAGAUGGUCAUACAUCCAAAGGCACGAUAUGAUUGGAUGCAUCUAAGGCUACAAGACUUUAAGUCUAUACAUGAGUAUAAUUCUGUCAUGUUCAGAAUCACUUCUCAAUUGAAAUUAUGUGGAGAAACGAAUCGACCUACUGGAUCUGAACCACUUCCUGAAGUGAAUGAGGCGUACGCCCACCAUGCUAGGCGUGGAAAAGGUCGCGGUCCUAAUCGUGGACGUGGACGUGGUCGUGGACGUGGACGUGGUCGUGAUUAUGGUCAAGAACGUAAUUCUAAUCUUGGCAUUAAUCAUUCAUCAAAUAAAAAGGAAAAAAGAAAGGAUGAGAAACGUGAAGCAACUAGGGAAGGUUGUUUUCGAUGUGGUGGAAGAGGUCAUUAUGCACGUGAUUGUCAUUUCUUCGCACAUCCUGAAGGAAAAAUAGAUCACUUAAUUGGUGAUGGUUCUGUGAACAUGGAAGAGUGA